Molecule: messenger RNA, 1047 nt
Organism: Penicillium nucicola
Lineage: Eukaryota; Fungi; Ascomycota; Eurotiomycetes; Eurotiales; Aspergillaceae
Product: FAD synthase
Exons: 1
Coding region: 1-1047 (348 amino acids)
Biological process (GO): FAD biosynthetic process
Molecular function (GO): FMN adenylyltransferase activity
Source: RefSeq, a predicted model, not a curated record
AUGGCUGAACCCGCUCCAGCGCGAGCCGCAACACGGCCACAACGGCCAGAAGACCAUCUGGCGCCAUUCCCACCUGUCUCAAACACAAGCAUACCAGGAACCGGAACAGCGCAAUUGAACUCGUCCAAUAAAGCACCAACACAAUCCGAGAAUGGAACAGCACAUUGCAACCUCUCCCACAACAGCCCAAAUGACAGCACCGGCACCAACCUCCCGCCCCUCCCGACAGUUGUUGCCCGCAUCCACGCCCGCGUGCAAUCCUUCCUAGCAGAAUCCCACCCAGAAGACUCCCUCCUCGCCUCAGUCCAGCGCCAAACCCGCAUCUCCCUAGACGUGGUCGCCACAGCCCUAAAGCGGUACAAACUGUCGGAACUGUCAGUCUCCUACAACGGCGGCAAGGACUGCCUAGUCCUGCUAAUUAUCUUCCUGGCGGGCCUGCACCCCUCUACCAACACAAACACCAGCACAUCCUCCCAGGAACAGGAUGUCAAUGCCGAACACUCACUCUCAGCACAGGCCCUCGCGGAAGCCGAGGCCCAAAUCGCAGCUGCAACAUCCAUCCCGUGCAUCUACGCACUUCCCCCCGACCCAUUCGACGAGGUGGAGGAUUUCGUCAUUAGUUCUGCGGAAGCAUACCGUCUCUGUAUAAUGAAAUACACGACUGCGCCACCGGCCACGACCCUCCGCUCCAGUUUUGAGGAUUACCUAUCCCGGAACCCCGGUAUCAAGGCUAUAUUUGUGGGGACGAGAAGGACGGAUCCGCACGGAGCGCAGCUGACGCAUUUCGAUCGGACGGAUGGUGGUUGGCCUGAUUUUGUGCGGGUGCAUCCCGUUAUUGAUUGGCAUUAUGCGGAAAUCUGGGCGUUUAUUCGGCACCUUGAUUUGCGGUAUUGUUCGCUGUAUGAUGAAGGAUAUACUAGUCUUGGUGGGACUUCUGAUACGCAUCCAAAUCCGAAAUUGAGACAGGGGGUCGAUGGGCAGAAGGCUGAUUAUCUUCCUGCUUACCAGCUGACAGAGGAUAUGGCAGAGAGACUUGGGCGGAAUUGA